Molecule: messenger RNA, 1149 nt
Organism: Hyaloscypha bicolor E
Lineage: Eukaryota; Fungi; Ascomycota; Leotiomycetes; Helotiales; Hyaloscyphaceae
Product: Caleosin-domain-containing protein
Exons: 4
Coding region: 189-920 (243 amino acids)
Molecular function (GO): calcium ion binding; monooxygenase activity
Source: RefSeq, a predicted model, not a curated record
UUCUUCUUUCCCCCUUUCCUGGCAUAUUUGGAGCUAUCCAGCAUGACGACUGCAUCCAAGUCAGGACAGGAACGGCCAUCAAACAGAGGUGAGCCUUGACAUUACAGAAACUCCUCUCAUAACUUCAAUCUCCUUUCUUUCUUUCCGUCCCAGUCUUUCGAUCCAAUCCAGUGCUCAAUCACGAAGCCAUGGCUCCCGCAAGGACUGAAGAAGAUGGCUUUGACGUCUGUAUCAAUGAGGUACCUGUCACAGGACAACGACGACCAUUUAUCCAAAAGGAUGAUGAUCAGAAGUUGAAGCACCCAGGGACCGCCCGAGCAAACGAAGCAGCAUCCGUCGAAGCCCCGAACGGAACACAACAAGACGACUGGGCCCGCCAACACGGAGACCAAACCGUCCUCCAGCAACACAUCGCCUUUUUUGACACCGAUUUGGACGGUGUGAUAUGGCCGCUCGACACCUUCAACGGUUUCCACCGUCUAGGCUACAACCUCAUCUUCUGCAUCCUAGCAGUGAUCAUCAUUCACGGCAAUUUCAGCUACCCUACUGUCUCUGGCUGGCUUCCUGACCCAUUCUUCAGGGUUUAUGCGGAAAACAUUCAUAAGGAUAAGCAUGGAAGUGAUUCGGGUACUUAUGAUACCGAGGGACGGUUUGUGCCGCAGAAGUUUGAGGAUAUCUUUGCAAAGUAUGCGGGUGGUGAUAAGCAGGGGAUUACGCUGGGAGAGGUAUUUAACUACAUGAAGGGGCAGAGAUUGGUGUUGGAUCCGUUUGGAUGGGGUGGAGCUUUUUUUGAAUGGAUGGCGACCUGGAUCUUGUUGUGGCCUGAAGAUGGGAGGAUGAAGAAGGAGGAUAUUCGACGUAUCUAUGAUGGAAGCCUCUUCUAUGAGAUUGCUGCCAGAAGGUCGAAGCAGAAGCAAUAAACUGAUGAGGAAAAAACUCACUCGUUGAGAGAAGUGCAUGUCAAAAAAGGAGCGAAGUGAAUGGCAAGGGAAGAGCGAAUAAUGAACCGACGGGAUGGUUAUGAAUAAGAAAUCCCGGGAGAAGCAUCUUGACGAGGAUGAAGAUAAUUAGAAGCAGCAUAUAGAAUAGAGACGAGAUAGCAAGUAGUAUCAACUACCAAAAAUGCCAAAUAGUUUGUUUGUACUGCCA